UUCAAGCGAGAAAAUAGGAAGCUGCAAAGGGCCUGAGACGACGGUGCUGCCAGCGCCGUUGAGGUGCGUUAGUGGGGCGUGGGGUGGGGUGUUGACCCCGCCAUGAAUCCUCAACGAGCUUUCAUUCUCUCAGCUGCCAAAUCGAUUGCUCAGCAGCGUCAACCAGGAAGAAAGUUGCAAUUCAUCAUCAAUAGGCUACCUUCGAGCACAAUUUUCUUCCGCUUGCGCCCAUCAUCCGCAUAAGAAUACCACGUAACAUCGCGUCCCGGCCCGAUCCCCACGUUCCGUUCAACGGCGAGACUGUCAAACAACCAAAGAUGGAAAGAGAUCUCGAAAACGCCAACCCCACCAUCCUGAACGUGUCGCAGCUGCCCAGCAGACAGCGUAAGGGCCCUGCGACUAGGCACGGCCCGGAUUCAAAGUGCGAUAGCAUCGUCUUCCCCCAACAUCAUUGGCCAUUUGGCUCAAGUUCGUCAUCGGACGAGGGAGAUGAUGACGGUGAAGACCCGGUGGACGCGCAAGAUAUCUACGACCUCAUAUCCACCAUCUCGGACCCUGAGCACCCGCAUACGCUCGGCCAGCUGUCCGUUGUGAGGCUCCCGGACAUCCACCUGGACCCCUCACCCGCCGUGCUGCCAGACCCAGAUUCUCUCAUCACGGUCCUGGUUGAGCUCACACCCACCAUCAAUCACUGCUCCCUCGCAACCGUUAUCGGCUUAGCGGUGCGGUGUCGGCUAGAGCAAACCCUGCCACCCAACUACCGAGUGGACGUCAGGAUGAAGGUCGGGUCGCAUGCCCAAGACGACCAAGUCAACAAGCAGUUGGGUGACAAGGAAAGAGUUGCAGCCGCAUUGGAAAACGACACGCUACAACGCAUGGUGGAUAAAAUGCUCGAAACAUGUGCAUGAGUGGAUUGCCAGGAGCCAGGUAGACCGCUACAGAGAUUCGCCUGGUCGCAUUGAGGGCUUGGGUGGCACCUCGAGGAAUCAAUCCCUUUGCGUGGCGUCCAUGUGCUAGUGUGACCACCAGCAGAAUCGUCGAAUCCUCUAA
Messenger RNA from Chaetomium fimeti, 1050 nucleotides. RefSeq lists its product as uncharacterized. The record is from RefSeq and is a predicted model, not a curated record. Gene Ontology annotation, biological process: iron-sulfur cluster assembly. The transcript has 2 exons. NCBI's taxonomy places the organism in Eukaryota, Fungi, Ascomycota, Sordariomycetes, Sordariales, Chaetomiaceae. The coding region runs from base 318 to 908 and encodes 196 amino acids.